AUGGCCUCGUUCCGAAGGGCUGUGCAACUCAACCCUGAUGCUGCCUCUUGGAGUGCCGGCAGCUCCCUGUCAGACGAAGACACAAAGCUGAUUGAUAGGUUUCAUCGUCAGUUUCCUGAUGGCCCCACUAGGUUGUUGCAGCUUGACGAUGUUGCCAAAGAUCUCGGUAUCAAGGCUGUCUAUCUCAAGGACGAAAGUACAAGAUUUGGGCUUCCGUCUUUCAAGAUCCUCGGUGCCUCGUGGGGAACUUUCCGUGCCAUAACUCAAAAGCUUCAUCUGCCUCUGGAUGCCGACUUGUCCUUGGUGAAGGAUGCCCUGGCCCCAAAUCCCAUUCCUUUGUUUGCAGCGAGUGAGGGGAAUCAUGGCCGAGCCGUAGCAAGAAUGGGAUCUCUUUUGGGUGUUCCGGCGGAGAUCCAUGUCCCUUCAGACAUGCCUCCAGAGACAAGGAAGCGGUUAGAAGAAGAGGGUGCCAAAGUUGUGGUCAAUAUCAGUGGCUACGACGAGGCCAUGGACACUGCUCGAGAGGCUUGCGCGGCAAGCAAUGGACUUCUUGUACAGGAUUAUUCGUUUGACGAUUACAAAGAGAUUCCUCAGUGGAUUGUUGAAGGGUACAUGACUAUGCUGCGGGAGGUUGACGUCCAGCUCAAUGGUGCUGAAGCAAAUUUGGUCAUCUCCCCGGUCGGUGUAGGGUCCUUCGCACAAGCGGUCGUUUCGCAUUAUAAGAGAAGCGGUUGUGAGAAGACGGCAGUAAUGACUGUUGAGCCAGACACUGCAGCCUGCUUAUACAAGAGUCUGAGAGCCAAGGAACCGAUUCCGGUUCAGACAUAUUCCACUAUUAUGGCAGGUCUGGACUGCGCUACACUAUCACCUAUUGCAUGGCCACUGCUGAAAUCUGGUGUGGAUGCAAGUCUGACAGUGUCCGAUUUUGAAAGCCAUCAGGCGUCCCAAUAUCUCAAAUCUCAAAACGUAUCAGCCGGGCCAUGUGGUGCAGCACCGCUGGCUGCACUCAGACGGCUUACAGAAGAAGACAAGGCCAAUUUGGGUCUCGGAAAGGAUUCUGUUGUUGUUCUUCUGUGCACUGAAGGUGUCAGAGGUUAUCGAACUCCAAUGGACGUAUCGAUGGAUAAUCCGGUUGCAUUGACCCAAGCGCUCGUCCGAAUCGAUUCGUCCAAUCCAGCACUUGGUUCCGUCCCUGGUCCGGGAGAGACUGACAUUGCCCGUUAUAUUGGCUCGUGGCUUGAGCAUCGCGAUAUUGAAGCUCACUGGAUCGAACCAACCAAGGGACGGCCGUCUAUCGUCGGUGUUGUUAGAGGGUCGGGAGGGGGCAAAAGUCUCAUGUUUAACGGGCAUAUUGAUACCGUUACCACUCUUGGUUAUGAUGAUGACCCGCUUGGAGGUGAGAUCAAAGAUGGGAAACUCUACGGUCGUGGUGCCGACGACAUGAAGUGCGGAGUAGCUGCUGCCAUGUCAGCGUUGGCCGCAGCCAAAGGUCAAGCUCUGCGCGGGGAUGUCAUCUUUACUGGCGUUGCCGAUGAAGAAGCAACCAGUAUAGGCACGGAGCAAGUUCUCGAAGCAGGCUGGAGAGCGGAUGGUGCUGUUGUUAAUGAGCCAACUGGUGAAGAAAUCAUCCACGCGCAUAAGGGAUUCGUUUGGUUAGAAGUCGAUAUUCAUGGCUUGGCAUCGCAUGGAUCUCUGCCGACAGUUGGGAUCGAUGCCAUUACACGGGCAGGGCACUUCUUGGUCGAACUUGACAGAUACUCGGAGAAGUUAAGCCAAGGUUUUGACGACCCUCUGCUCGCACCAAGCGUCCAUGCGUCAACAAUCAAGGGUGGUGAAGAGGAGUCUUCAUAUCCAGCACUUUGCACUGUGGUGGUAGAGCGUCGAACUAUCGCAGGCGAGUCUGUCGAGUCGGUGAGACAAGAAUUUCAAACCAUUCUGGGCAACCUAUCCAAGUCGGUAAAGGAUUUUAGGUAUGAUUUGAGAGUGACUUUUAGCCGAUCUCCUUUCAAUAUUGAGCCGGAGCACCCGUUCGCUGCCCUCGUAGGCGAGGUUACUAGCCAAGUUUUGGGAAGAAAGACAAAGUUCAGCAAAGGACCGUACUGGACUGACUGUGCUCUGCUGGCCGAUAAAGACAUUCCCGUGCUUCUCUGGGGUCCAACCGGCGACGGGCUCCACGCCAAGGAAGAAUGGGUGGAAAUCGCCUCUAUCGAAAGAGUGGCCAAGGGCCUGGGAAUAAUUGCACAGAAAUUUUGUAGCUAG
Messenger RNA from Pochonia chlamydosporia 170, 2259 nucleotides. Its product is annotated as acetylornithine deacetylase. Gene Ontology annotation, molecular function: hydrolase activity. NCBI's taxonomy places the organism in Eukaryota, Fungi, Ascomycota, Sordariomycetes, Hypocreales, Clavicipitaceae. The coding region runs from base 1 to 2259 and encodes 752 amino acids. The record is from RefSeq and is a predicted model, not a curated record. The transcript has 2 exons.